Molecule: messenger RNA, 957 nt
Organism: Camelus dromedarius (Arabian camel)
Lineage: Eukaryota; Metazoa; Chordata; Mammalia; Artiodactyla; Camelidae
Product: olfactory receptor 8U3
Exons: 1
Coding region: 1-957 (318 amino acids)
Biological process (GO): sensory perception of smell; G protein-coupled receptor signaling pathway
Cellular component (GO): membrane
Molecular function (GO): G protein-coupled receptor activity; olfactory receptor activity; odorant binding
Source: RefSeq, a predicted model, not a curated record
AUGACUGAAAGGAACAGCACCAGGGUGACGGAAUUCAUUCUUUUGGGCUUUUCAGUCCGCAGAGGGAUUGAACUCAUUCUCUUCCUGCUCGUUUUAGUGGUAUAUUCUCUAACUCUGGUAGGAAACCUUGGGAUGAUUUCACUAAUCCGACUGGAUUCUCGACUUCACACGCCCAUGUACUUUUUUCUCAGUACUCUGGCCUUUGUAGACCUUUGCUACUCUUCAUCAAUAGCCCCCAAGCUCCUGCAGACCCUCCUGACCAGACACAGGUCCAUAUCUUUCUAUGCAUGUGCCACACAGCUGGGCUUUUUCCUGAACUUCUUGAUCUUGGAGAUGUUCCUUCUUUCAGUAAUGGCUUAUGACCGCUAUGUUGCCAUCUGCAAUCCUCUUCUCUACGUGGUGGUCAUGUCCCCAAAGGUGUGUCUGCAGCUGGUAACGGGCCCUGUCUUAUACAGCUUUUCUGUUGCUUUGCUCCACACAGUUGUUACUUUCCAACUGAUCUACUGUGGCCCCAAUGUCAUCAAUCAUUUCUACUGUGAUGAUGUCCCUUUGAUGGCCCUUGCCUGCUCAGACACCAGCCUCAAGGAGAUCUUGAUUUUCAUCUUUGCUGGACUCAACUUGAUCAGCUCUUUGACCACCAUCCUUAUUUCUUACUUAUACAUUGUGGCUGCCAUCCUGAGAAUCCAGUCGACAGAAGGGAGGUGCAAAGCAUUCUCGACUUGUGGCUCUCAUCUGACCACUGUGACUAUAUUCUAUGGGACUCUGAUCUUCACGUAUCUGCAGCCCAAAUCAAACCAUUCCCUUGACACGGACAAAAUGGCCUCUGUGUUCUACACAAUAGUCAUUCCUAUGCUCAACCCCAUGAUCUACAGCUUGAGGAACCAAGAAGUAAAGAAUGCCUUGAGGAAAGCCAUUGACAAAUGCUAUGUCCUGCCUCUAAUAAACUUUAAAAAGUGA